Molecule: messenger RNA, 930 nt
Organism: Pararge aegeria (speckled wood butterfly)
Lineage: Eukaryota; Metazoa; Arthropoda; Insecta; Lepidoptera; Nymphalidae
Product: probable U3 small nucleolar RNA-associated protein 11
Exons: 4
Coding region: 144-899 (251 amino acids)
Biological process (GO): rRNA processing
Cellular component (GO): nucleolus; small-subunit processome
Source: RefSeq, a predicted model, not a curated record
CAUGUGUUUUUGACAUUUGACUUUCUGAGUUAAAUUUGUUGUUUACUGUUUCAUAAAACUUCGUUAUUUUAUAAAUCUAAGAUAGACUUAUAUUACGAACUGUUCUUCUUUGGUGUAUAAUAAAAUAACAAGUGCUCUAGAAAAUGUCGUCUUGGAAGAAAGCCGCUAAGGCUAACCAAAAGACUCAUAAAGAAAGACACCAGCCCGAAGCUAGGAAGCACUUAGGAUUGUUAGAAAAGAAGAAGGACUAUAAAAAACGUGCGGAUGACUACCACGAGAAAGGGGCCACACUCAAGUUACUGCGCAAGAGGACAUUGGAUAAGAACCCGGAUGAGUUCUACCAUCACAUGAUCAACUCGAGAGUGAAAAAUGGGGAGCACCAUGAGCUAGAGAAGGAAGAUAAACUCACACCGCAGCAAUUGAAGCUGAUGCAAACGCAGGACCUCAAGUAUGUCAACAUGAAGCGCACUGUUGAGACAAGGCGGAUACAGAGACUGCAGUCUCAGCUGCACAUGACAGAUGUGGCAGACUCAACACCAAACACCCACACAUUUUUCGUGGAUAAAGGGGAAGAGAAGAACUUUGAUAUAGCCAAGAGGCUGGAUACCCAUCCAGCCCUUAUCAACAGGAAGUGUAAUAGACCCCGCCUCUCUGACAUUAACAAGCUCUCUCUGCCAGAAGUAGAGCAGGUUAUACAUUCAACAAAGAAAAUAAAGCAGAAGACCUACAAUGAACUGUCAAAAAGGAUAGAGAGAGAGAAGCAGCUCACUGUGGUUCAGCAAACUAUAGAACUGAAGCGACACUUGCAGAAUACGAAAGUGUUGAAACCAAAGAAGAUUCACGCAGGCACUGCUGAUACGCCGCCAGUAUUCAAAUUCCAAUUUAUGAGGAAAAAAUAAAGCAUAUGAAGUUUAACAUUUAUUUUCUAAU